GACUAGUCGACACGGGCACUGAUUGGACAAUUUCUUUGCCAAAAGCAGUUUUCUUCGCUCAAAACGCUAUUUGCAUAACGAUUUGCAGGGAUUUUCGCGAUCCCCAGAGUGCCCAGCACCAGUCCCCUUCUGGAAGUGUCACGUGGACUAGGAAACGGCCCAGAAAACCAGGCGAAAAGCGAGGUGAAAGCAGGCUACACUUCGUGACAAAAAAGGGGGUGGAGGAGGUGGUUGUUCCUCUGAAGAAAUCGAAUCCAAACGAGAGCUCAACCACUUGGCAUCGAAAUGGAAAACCACUGAGGCACUCGGCAGAUGCAAAGGAAACUGGAAGUGGGAUUGCGAUUCAGGACUUGGGAGCCGCGGCGCGGUGUAAAUGCGUGCGGCCGUUGGCCUGAUGCUGUCGCACGGUGGUGGUGUCGUGGAGCCGUCGAUGUCCCGGCCGGAUUACGAGCAGAGCGCCCUCCAUCACAGCUGUCUGCUGGUGCUGCUCCGCGGCGUGGGACCAUCGCGUGCCCGCAUCCUCCAGCGGGCGUUCGAGAAAGUGCGACGUGUCAGCCACAUCCGGGUGAAUGAUUCCUCUGGCAAUCCCCGCACUAUUUGGAUUCGCUUCGUUCACGAUCAUCCCGUGGAGCACAACGACUGGGGUGACUUCCAGACCCAUCGCCGACUGCUGGGACUCGUUACCAUCGGCAAAUUCGAAAACCAAACCGAACUCAAUGAGCUGUGCCGCCAACACGAGUCCCUGAAAGUUCGCUACGGCUCUACACUGUAUGAAUCCCGUGCCAUUUUCUUUGGACCCGAUGAAACGCCGCUGGAAACCAUCGGCGAGGUGCUGGCGUCACCACCAGCCGGAGGUCGACGCCUCCAAGAUGAGUUCACCACGCCCUCAAACUUCAAGGCACAGGCAUUCUUCUACCGCGAACAGGAUUCGUGCGCGGAUCUGGAAUCUCGAAUUGGGGACUUUGCCAGCGCUUUGUUUUGGGUCCUGGAAUCGCGACGCUUGGAGCGAUCCCGCGAGAAGGCGGACAAGCUGAGCCUGCUGCAGGCUCCCUUCGAGAAACGCGACUUUGUGGGCCUGGACAUGGAGUCGAGAAACAAUAGGAAGCGAUGCGUGGGUCGUGUGAUGAAGAACCUGGCGGAUCUAUCGCUACAAGCCGGUCUCGUGGAAGACGCCCUAAGUUUGUACCACAAUGCCAAUGAGACCUUGAGGUCAGUGGGCGAUUCGCUGUGGGUUGGAGCCACCGAAGAGGGUCUGUGUGCCGCCUCUGCGAUGCUCUUGUAUCCCCAAAUGCGAGAGAUAGAGACGCUUCACAGGAACUCUUCGCUCCAGGAGGCGGGCACAUCACCUUUGAAAAACACCCCUGAAAAGUGGCGGGCUAGUGAUGCCACCAAGAAAAUCAGCGCCAGCGAAGCCACCACAAACAACGUGGAUGGCACCCAACAAAGUCAGCAGCAUCAGCAGCAGCGCGUAACCUCGAACUCAUCUUCCUGCUCAUCGGUGUCUUCCCUGGUGACCACGGCCACCAAUUCGUCCGCCUCGGACACGCCAACCACCUCGUCCUCUUCCACUUCGACGAUAUCGGCGGCACCGAUUCCGGGGCACCAGAGAAACGGCGAACUGCCGGGCAAUAUACUCAAGGCGGAGGAGAUCACCAACUACUAUCGCAAGGCCAUCAUUAACUACAGCAAAUACAGGCAUGCAGCGACCAUUGAAACGGAGGCGGCUCUGAAGGCCUCACGGAUUUGCAUCGAGCAGAAUCGUCCUCUGGACGUGGCCAUGUUUCUUCAGAAUAUCCUGUACAUUAACCUGAGCAUGAGCGAAGCGGAGCGAGUGAAGAGAUUCGAGAUCAUUACGGAGCUGUACCAACAGAUCGGUUACCAAAGGAAGGCGGCGUUUUUCCAGCGUCUGGCUGCACUGAAGCAUGUACAACAGGGCAGCCAGGCGCCGGACUGGAAUCAGAGCUAUCGUCUCAUGUUGGGCAGCUUUACGGGCUAUCUGCUGUGCUUAGAUCCACUGGAGGUGCUGGAAAAUGCUGCUGGCUGGCCGGCGCUGCAGAUCGAUCUGGUACAGAGUCUCAUAACGGCUGCCCGAAGACUGGGACACUCUGCUCUGGCCACACGCCACAUGACCUUCCUGCUGCAGACACAGUGGGAUAACAUGUCGCCCACGGAACAAAGUGAAAUGGCUGUGCAACUGCAGAAUUUAAGCGCCCAGUGUGAGGGAUCACCCGUUCCUUUAGUGCUGGAGAAUGGCACUGUGAUACCGCCCGCCAAUCUCACGGACCUACCCUACUGCCUCGAUCUACAGGUCAAAGAUUUGCCCGCCCACCUGCGACCGCAGAGAAUAAAGGUGGCCAAGGCGGACAGUGGGCCCUUUCUGUUUACCCCCAUACACUUUAAUUCGGUUGACAGAAGGGACAAGAAAAAGGACAAAAACAAAAUAGCUUUCCAGUGGGUGCAAAACGAUCUCAGCGAGGUCACUGUGCGCCUGCGCAAUCCUCUGCCCUUUGAGCUGGCCGUUACGGACAUGAGAUUGCUGUCGAAUGGUGUAGUCUUUGAGUCGCUGCCUCAGACCAUUGUUCUCCAGCCACAUGUUCCCACUUAUGUCGCGCUCCAUGGAACGCCCAUUGAGCCGGGGCAGUUGGAUCUGCAGGGCUACAGCACACACACGCUCGGCGUAAAGUCCAACUGCCGGCUGAAGCACAUGCGUGGGCGCAGCUUUCCACCCAACUACCUGGUGGAUGUGAUACCCGCCCUUCCUAGGAUAUCCGUUAAAACUUCCCUGCCCCAGACAGCGACAUUUAGCAACAUGAAUAGUGCGGAUAUUGUGGUGACCUCCGCCAGCUUGACCCUGUACAAUGGGGAAUCCUCCAGCUGCACGAUAACAAUCACAAAUGAGAGCACAACGCUACCACUGGAGCACCUGGAGGUCAACAUCAACUCAAAUGUUGAACAGGAGCUGCAGAAAAAGAUCUUCCGGGUAGAUGAAGAGGCAUUGAAGGCCAAGCUACCGGUGCCUCCCCAGAGCUCGAUUGAAAUUAUCGUAGAUGUUUAUGCCGAAGCGGACUUCGUUUGCCCCCAGCCACCCGCUUCAGUUCAUUCAAGCGCUGCUGCCGGGGAUUACGGUGCGGCGUCCCUCACGCACUACUCCAACGUUUCCACCUCUGGGCAUGCCAGCUUGCCCUCGAGAGUCAGUUCGCCGCAACAUCGUCGGCACGAGCCGCAAAACUCCAGUUUUCGUUCCACCUUCUCAGGCGGUCAGUCGUCGCUGGCUGCUUUGAGUCUUCAGCCUGGCGGCGGAAGAGGAGCAGGACCCUCCAGUCUGGGCUCCCAAUAUUCGCAGCACAUUGAGGCACAAGUGCGAUUGAAGUACUCCGGCGGAGACGCUCUAACGGCGGGCUACUGUCGCCAGUGUGCGGUGUCUUUUAACCUAGAACUUUUGCCCAGCGCGCAGAUAACAAGCUGGGAUGUCCUUCCCGCUGAGGUACCCUCACAAUUUUACCUGGUACUUGACAUUUCCAACCUAACCGCUCAAGAGAUGUCGCUCAACUACACGGACACCAAGAAUAUACUCAUCGAGGCCGAAGAGAGCUGCCGAGUGCCCAUACCCGUGGAUCGUUGCUCCCUGGAGCAAGUGGUGGCCGCGCGGGCAGCCGAAGUGGCUGAAAAUCUGGAAAGGGAGCUCUGCUUUCGGACGCAACUGCUGUCGUUUAAUGAUGCUCUGAGCAAGCUCUGUUCAAUUCACAUAGCUGAACGGGUGAAAAUCAACUGGCUGUUGACGGGGACGGACAUUCAGGGAAUCGCCUCCCUGCGAGGGAUUGUUCUCUCCCAGUCUAUGGUGGAUUUGACGGCUGUGUCGCCUUUGGAGUGGGCAAUCAGCCUCCAGGAAACACCUGUGCAGCCGCACAGCGAGAUUGUGUGCACUGUUGGCCAGAGUUCACUGCUUAGCAUCCAGCUGGCAAACACAUCUCUUCAGCCUCUCAGGAACUUGGUGCUGAGCAUCAAGUUCUAUCAGGAUUACCUGAACGGAAUGGAGAAUUACAAUUUGGAGACACGCGUGGCCAUUUCAGGACCAAAUAGAAUUGCAAUUCCCCUACUGAAGAAGCAGGAGCAGAAACAGCACACUUGCUCUGUGAUAUUCUUUACGCCCGGACGCUUUAAGGCCAGCAUCGAGUGCACCAGCACUCCGCAGAAGCAGUCGGAGCAGCCGGCGUCACUGCUAAGCCGUUCCUGUCCGGUAGAAACCGAGAACGCCGGCCAGUCGGUCAUGUUCUCCUCCAGCUACGAUGAGCAGCAGGCGCACGUGUGGAAGUUCAUUCCACCGAUCGAGGUUACCGUCGUGGAGCAGUGAAAUGUUAACUGUCGCUAGUUUAAUUUCGUUAUUAUGUUUGUGUAUGUAUUGUGUAUACCCACUUCCCCGCUCCAGUAAGUUUGAUUCCCGAUCUGUUAUACCCGGAAACACGAAAAGCAAUUGUUUGUAAAGAAUUC
Messenger RNA from Drosophila gunungcola (fruit fly), 4488 nucleotides. It is a transcript of the gene brun, whose product is annotated as protein brunelleschi. Bases 374 to 4351 code for a protein of 1325 amino acids. Gene Ontology annotation, cellular component: trans-Golgi network. NCBI's taxonomy places the organism in Eukaryota, Metazoa, Arthropoda, Insecta, Diptera, Drosophilidae. The transcript has 10 exons. The record is from RefSeq and is a predicted model, not a curated record.